Molecule: messenger RNA, 516 nt
Organism: Trachymyrmex cornetzi
Lineage: Eukaryota; Metazoa; Arthropoda; Insecta; Hymenoptera; Formicidae
Exons: 2
Coding region: 1-516 (171 amino acids)
Source: RefSeq, a predicted model, not a curated record
AUGAUUAGGUUCAAAGGUAGGAAUAGCAUAAAGCAGUAUCUGCCAAUGAAACCUAUCAAGCGGGGCUAUAAGGUUUGGGUUAGAGCUGACAAAUAUGGAUAUGUCUGUGAAUUCCAGAUUUAUACCAGAAAAGCGAACGAUAAGUCGGAAAAGUUCCUUGGUGAAAGAAAAAAAGAAAAAGAAAUGUCAGUUGGUGAUAGUGAAUUCCGCUCCUCAUAUAACGGAGUCAGUUGGCUGAAAUGGAUAGAUAAGAAACCUGUCCAUUUCUUAUCUAAUUUCCAUGAUGCUUCUAAAAUUUCUCAAGCCAACAGGAGGCAAAAAGAUGGAUCUUUGAAAGAAGUAACUUGUCCACAAAUAUGCGUAGACUAUAAUGCUUUUAUGGGUUGCGUUGAUAAAGCUGAUAUGCUCAAGUCGUAUUAUGAAAUCAACAGGAAAAGUAAAAAGUGGUGGCAACGUAUUUUCUGGCACUUUGUGGAUGUUACAUUGGUGAACUCUUUUAUCUGGAGACACUGGUAG